Messenger RNA from Carcharodon carcharias (great white shark), 773 nucleotides. RefSeq names its product small ubiquitin-related modifier 3-like. The transcript has 5 exons. Gene Ontology annotation, cellular component: nucleus. The record is from RefSeq and is a predicted model, not a curated record. Bases 135 to 431 code for a protein of 98 amino acids. NCBI's taxonomy places the organism in Eukaryota, Metazoa, Chordata, Chondrichthyes, Lamniformes, Lamnidae. Gene Ontology annotation, biological process: protein sumoylation. Gene Ontology annotation, molecular function: protein tag activity; ubiquitin-like protein ligase binding.
UGUCGGCCAAUGGGCGAGCGCGGCUGGGAGCGCGCGCGGGGACACGAGGGGAGGCCGCGAGACGGAGACAAGGAGCGGAAGCGAAAAGGCGAGGCCGCCAUUGAAAAGCCCGGAGUUCAGAGCGCAGCCGUGAAAUGGCCGAGGAUAAAGCCAAGGGGGAAAACGUUAAAAGUGAAGGGAAUGACCACAGGAAUGAUCAUAUUAACCUGAAGGUGGCUGGACAAGAUGGUUCAGUCGUACAAUUCAAGAUAAAGAAGCAAACACCGCUGAGCAAACUGAUGAAAGCAUACUGUGAGCGACAGCCCUACUCCCCUGAGAGUGGAUGCUCGCCACCACUCUGCACAGCAGCUACAGAGUUAGCAAUGACAAUGGUCCAAGGGCUUGCAGAUCAGACAGAUCAGGUUUCGUUUCGAUGGGCAGCCAAUAAAUGAAACUGAUACACCGGCUAUGUUGGAAAUGGAAGACGAAGACACCAUUGAUGUAUUCCAGCAGCAGACGGGAGGAACCUGCUAACCUCAUGACAGUAAUUUAAUGUAAAUAACGUUCCACACAAUGUACAUGUUCUUGCAACACGCUGUAUUUUACUCUAUUUUGAACAAUCUGCAACAUUUGGGGCGAUCGCUGUUAUAAAAAUGUUAGAGGGAGGGAUAAAGAGCUGUGUGACAUCCCUGCAAUAAAUUGCUUCUUUUUUUUUGCAUUGUUUUACUUUCUGGAUACAGGGAAUUUUCUUUGUAUUUUGGAUUAAUCCCAAUAAAGUUGAUCUUGUAUGUACA